This is a messenger RNA of Exophiala bonariae, 2421 nucleotides long. RefSeq lists its product as uncharacterized. Gene Ontology annotation, biological process: nuclear-transcribed mRNA catabolic process, nonsense-mediated decay. Gene Ontology annotation, cellular component: telomerase holoenzyme complex. The transcript is spliced from 3 exons. Bases 1 to 2421 code for a protein of 806 amino acids. Gene Ontology annotation, molecular function: telomeric repeat DNA binding; protein binding; telomerase RNA binding. Lineage: Eukaryota; Fungi; Ascomycota; Eurotiomycetes; Chaetothyriales; Herpotrichiellaceae. The record is from RefSeq and is a predicted model, not a curated record.
AUGGCCUCAUUCAAGCAACAAAAUGAAGGCUCUUACUUUGGCCAUGUUUCGGCAGAAUCAAAGAAAUGGUUCUUUGGCAAGCGGAAAAACAGCCCUCCAAAGCCUGAAGGUUCACCUGAUCCUGGUGGCCCACUGACGGCGGAUGAUUCUUAUUCAAAUAUCAAGGCUGAGCCUGGUUUUGAGGGUCAAUUGAGCCAAAAUUCCAGGCACUCCUUGGGACACAUUCCACUACAGCCAAGUUCCAAGCAAGAAACCACCGAGUUUUUCAACAAUUUGACGCUUGAAGACCAAAACAAGGCGCGCCACAGCCAGUCGUCGGAUCCGCUACGUCCUACUACGAAACGGCCUCAUCACGAUGCAGAGCAGUUCUACCCGAGUAAGAUUCGGACGACUCAGGAUCCGAAUGGCCACGGCUCGGCAUCACCUUUCUCCUCUCGUCACAAUCAUGAUCACUCAGAGUCAAUCCGGACUGGUUCCCCCUCCGGAUUUCGUUCAGCACAAAGAACGCCCCAGUCAUCACCGAAACUAAACUCUUCGCACCCAGCCAAUGUUCAAAGACAACAAGUACGUCAUCCACCGCCACCGCCAUCAAAUCAGUUGAACUUUGCGGCUCUGCAAGAUGCCGAAAGAAGAUCACAAAGUCACAUGACUUCAGCUCCACCCACCUAUGACAUACCUCCUGAUCAAGAGGUUCGUAUGCUUCGUCAGCCUGAGACAAGGCCAAUCAGUCAAGAGCAACUUGUAAAUGAAGUUAAAGGGAUCUAUGCUGGGUUGGUCAUGGUGGAGAAGAAGUGUGUUGAGAUAUGUGCCUCUCAAUCUCAGACGACGAAUAAACUGUCCAAUGAGCAGUGGCAGGCCCUCAUUGCGUUGCAUAGGACGUUACUGCAUGAACACCAUGACUUCUUCCUUGCAUCCCAGCAUCCCACUGCAUCACCAGCACUACGGCGUCUGCCGACCAAGUAUGCGAUGCCGGCUCGAAUGUGGCGUCAUGGGAUACACUCUUUCCUAGAACUACUUCGUCAUCGUCUUCCUUAUUCAUUGGAGCACAUGCUUAGCUUCGUCUACCUUGCCUACCAAAUGAUGGGUCUUUUGAUGGAGUCUGUACCUGCUUUCUAUGAAACAUGGAUUGAAUGCCUUGGUGAUCUAGCACGGUAUCGCAUGGCAAUUGAAGAGGCUGAUAUGCGGGAUCGCGAGAAUUGGUCCAAUGUUGCUCGUAUGUGGUACAAUCGUGCUGCUGACCGUUCUCCAAACACAGGUCGUAUCCAACAUCACCUUGCUGUCCUUGCGCGACCAAACAUUGUCCGACAAUUGUUUUACUACUCGAAAGCAUUGAUCAGCGUCAAUCCCUUCAUCAAUGCUCGAGAUUCAAUCAUGCUUCUGUUCAGUCCAUUGCUCGACUCGGACACAAACAAUCAAAAAUAUAACAAGGCAGAGAGAUCACUCGUCACUGCAGCAGGUAUCAUGUUUACCAGGAAAUCCAUUCAUACCUACGCCGUCAAUAUCUCCGAAUACAUUUCGGAUUUGGACAGUCAAAUUACCAGGUCAGGAUCCAAUUUCAAGGUCAUGGGAGCAGAGAUUGCGUCGUCUUUGAUCGCACUCAUGUAUGACUUUGGCCACGAUGAGAACUAUCUGUGGAAAUCCUUCCGUACCAACAACAACAAGAUCAAAGGAAUCCAAGAUGACAAGCCCCCGGCAUUGCUUUCUGAACCUGCUCCACUUGAGGACCCCAUACUGAAGGAAAACAUCCAUGCCAAAUUCUGGCGGAAUGGCCCCAUUAAUCCCGAGGAGUUCCGACAGGUCCAACACCAUGGCGGGGAUAAACUUGAGGCAAACUUUGACUCUUCUGAUGAGGUUACCGCGUACAUUCUUCCUAUUUGGUUUGCAUCGAUUUCUAUUGUGGCGCAAAAAGUUGGGGAUCGCAACAUUCUUCCGUUCAUGCAUAUUACGUUGGCAUUCAUCUGGAGUUCAUCAUACGUGCCAGGAGCCUUGAUCUAUCUAGAGACUUACGUUCCGUGGGCUAAGUUGGUCCUAGCAUUAAAUACGUUAAGCCGAUCUGGGGUAUCUGAUAACCGGAUAGAGGCUAAGGAAUUUCCUCAACAGCAAAGUGGAACUGGACGACAGCUCCCUGAAGAUUUCCUCAUACGUGGACUUGUCUGGUCUUCAUAUUACUUCCCUGGAGACUUCUUCGACGGUCAAGUAGUAGACGAAGACGAGCGCACUCUUGAAAUGCCUAGCCAUGCUGCACCUCGGGCCGAGCGAUGCUUGUGGCUAGGUCACAAGUUGGCAUCGUUGAAUCGUUAUAUUACAUACGAUGACAAGACGAAGUUGUUCGCCGCAACAGACCUAGCUUCGUCCCUGGCUGCUCUAGCAUCCACUCAUACGUUACACAAUACGGAAUCUCAAAUGACCGAAACUCAAUGA